GGCCAGCCGGCCGCGCGCCGCGAAGAAGAUCCCCGCGGCAUGACGGGGGAGGAGGCGGUGACCGCGGUGGCGAUGCCCGAGGCGGGCCGCGACGGCGAGCAGUCUCGGCCGCCCGCAGGCCUGGGGUGCGGGGCGCGCGGGGAGACCGGAGGCCGCGGCCCCCAAGAGUCCCGGAAGCAAUGGAAGAAAUUUUUAUAUUGUGAGCCACAUAAGAUAAUUAAGGAAGUACUGGAUGAAGAACUUUAUAUUAAGAGAGAUGAAUGCCACAUUAAACAUCCACCUGCAGUGGCCCUGGAAGGGAUUUGGAGCAUUAAAAGGAAUCUCCCUGUGGGAGGCUUGAAGCCAGGACUGCCGAGCAGAAACAGUUUACUGCCACAAGCCAAGUACUAUUCGAGGCACGGAGGGCUACAAAGAUAAGAUGAACAAUUUUUCCACUGAGAAGAAACCUCUUUCUCCUGAUGUCUGAAAAAACGGAAGAAACCCAGGCUUGUUUCACGGUUGAGAUGUGUUUAAAAAAAUGUAUAUUAGCCUGUAAUUCCUAUUAUUGAUAUUAGUUCCUAUCUAUAAAUUAAUCCAAAGCAAUGAAAGACGAUUGGUAAAGUUUUGCUAAGCACCUGAAAGCAAUGGAGGAAAAUAUAUUGAUUUUUAGUUAUCACAGUUGGGAUACACUGGGCUUCUAUUUCAGCUUAUUUUAUUAAGUAUGUCAAAUAUGAUAA
Balaenoptera musculus (blue whale) is the source of this 716-nucleotide messenger RNA. It is a transcript of the gene C8H11orf97, whose product is annotated as chromosome 8 C11orf97 homolog. The coding region runs from base 40 to 417 and encodes 125 amino acids. The transcript is spliced from 4 exons. The record is from RefSeq and is a predicted model, not a curated record. Lineage: Eukaryota; Metazoa; Chordata; Mammalia; Artiodactyla; Balaenopteridae. Gene Ontology annotation, cellular component: ciliary base.